CCAACCAACCAAAAACUGAAAGCAAACAAAACAAACAACUCUCUCCGAAGAAAAGAAAAGAAAAGAAAAAAAGGGUCGUUCCGUAUGAUCGAGCGGCGCACGAUCGUGUCGCUGAUCGAAUCAUGCGGGAGCAUGAGGCAGCUGAAGCAGCUGCACGCGCUCGCCGUCGUCUCCGGCCUCGCCCGCGACGUCGUCCCCCUGAGCCGCCUCGUCGAAUUCUGCGCCGACCCCGCCAGGGGUGCCGACCUCGCCUACGCUCGCGCCCUCCUCCUCCACCUCGGCCGCGCCCCCACCACCCACAUGCACAACUCCCUCGUCCGCGCCCUCUCCCUCGGCCCCGACCCCGCCGCCGCGCUCUCCGCCUACCGCGACAUGCUCCGCUCCUCCCUCGCCCCCGACCAUUUCACCUUCCCCUUCGCCCUCAAGGCCUGCGCCCGCGCCCCCGCCCCCGCCUUCGGCCGCUGCGUCCACGCCCGCGUCGUCGCCACCGGCUUCGGCGCCGACGUCUACGUCGCCACCGCCUUGGUCCACACGUACGUCUCCUGCGGCGACGCGGCCUCCGCGCGGCGCCUCUUCGACGCCGCGCCGAACCGGAACGUCGUCACGUGGACCACCAUGAUCGCGGGCUACGUGGACAACGGUCGGCCGAGCGACGCGGUGAGCUUGUUCAGGGAAAUGGUAGAGGCCGCCCAGGUGGAGCCGAACGAGAUCACGAUGGUGCACGCUCUCGCGGCCUGCGCUCAAUCCAGGGACUUAGAUAGCGGGAGGUGGGUUCACGACACCAUCGCACAUUUGGAAUUCGACCCAGUUGGAUCGAACGUCGUUCUCGCCACCGUCCUGCUGGAUAUGUACGCAAAGUGUGGCAAUCUCAGCACCGCACGGGUCCUGUUCGACAGAAUGCCUCAGAGAAAUGAGGUGUCUUGGAAUGCGUUGAUCGGAGUCUACAACCAACACGGCCAGACCGACGACGUCCUACGGUUGUUUGGCGAAAUGCGCAGCACGGGUUGCAAGCCAGAUAAUGUGACUUGGCUGGGGGUGUUGGGGGCCUGCGCGAAUAAAGGGUUGAUGGCUUUAGGCCAAGGAGUCCAUGCAUAUCUAGAGAAGACUAACAGCCGUAAGGAUGUGAAUGUUUGCACUUCUCUGAUGGAUAUGUAUUCCAAGACUGGGGACGCCUGCAGUGCCCUUCGGAUCUUUCAUACUUUAAAUGGAAGGGAUGUGUUGGCGUGGACGAGCAUGAUCAUAGGAUUGGCCAAGCAUGGCCAUGGUAAAGAUGCACUGAAACUCUUUAAGGAAAUGGAGGAGGGCGGAGUCGUUCCUGACCAUAUUACUUUCAUCGGAGUACUAACGGCAUGCAGCCAUGCUGGAAUGGUCGAAGAGGGUCAGAUGUACUUCAAUUCGAUGAGGAGUGUGUAUGGUAUUAAGCCCACGGUCAAACACUAUGGGUGUGUAGUCGAUCUCUUGAGUCGAGCAGGCCACUUAGCGGAGGCCGAGAGUUUAGUGAGAGCGAUGCCGAUUAGGCCCAGCAUUAUGAUCUGGGGAAGUAUAUUGACUGGUUGUGAGAUCUAUGGCGAGGUUGGAAUGGCGGAAAGGAUAGGGCAAAGUGUAGCUGAGUUGAAUCCUCAGUGUAGUGGAUUGUAUGUGCUUCUUUCGAAUAUAUAUGCGGGAGCAGGGAGGUGGCACGGAGUUGAAAUGACGAGGAGAUUGAUGUGGCAGAAAGGAUUGAAGAAAACUCAUGGGUCUAGUUCUACUGAAGUGAAAGCAUAGUUACUAAAUGGAAGAACAGAGUGGAGAGUGAAGAGAAGAUAAACAAAUGAAAGAGGCUGGGUCUUAAGUGUAUUCCGAUCCUAGUACCCUUAUCUUUGUGGUUGCCAUCAUCCCCAUCUUCUGCUUACCAAAAUUAAGAUGUUCGAAAAGAUGAGGGGCUCAUUCAAAGGUACUUAAUAUCUUGCAAUCACUCACCAUUAAUUUAUGGUUUCAAAAAAAAAAUGAUUCUGUUCUCACCUUUUUUUUUCAUAAAUACUGGUAACGAAACUGGAGGAAAGGGCGCAAAGAAAGGUCCUUUCAUAUCAUGCAUAGCCCUAGUCAGAAGUUUUCUCAAUAAUGUUCUCAGUUUAUGCUUUACGCUGCUGUUUCUUCUCUCUUUUCAACUUGUGGAUGAUUUUGAUUCGUUUUGAGCAUUAUCCUGACAUACACAUCGUAGCAUCAAGGAUAACGGAAUAUUGGAGUUCUAAGGCCCGCAAAGAUGCUCUAUAUGUAUUUUUGCGAUAUUUACUGGCAUCUAAAGGAGAUCGUUAAUGCUCCUUCACUUUGCUGAUAUCCACAGUAAGGUAAGUAUAGCAAUUGUAUAGAAGCAUCACCUCCUUUAUUAGUCCACACUAGAAAUAAAAUUGAAGUCGAUUUGUAUUGUUGGACAUAACUGAAAAAUCUUUUAAGAAUAAAUCUUCAAUGGAGGAAUGUCGUUUUCGCCAAAGAAGAUGAGACGGCCAAUUUAUAUUUUCACCAAAAAAGAAUGAAUGGUAAAGUAUGGAUCCGUGGUAGUAGUUUUUGUUGUUCAUGAUCUCUUUUUUGGAACAACAGGAAUUUCACAUUUGUCAUUUUGAAUAAAAUGAACUCUCAUGGCACUUGAGAACUUUGAUGUUUAUGGCAAGCAUCUAGAUUGUCUGAGAACGUAUUAUAAUAAAGACUUGUUCAUUUGGCCAUCGUCUGUUGCAAUAACAAGAAGUUAAUUUUUAUCCCUCUGAUUUUAUAGAUAUAAUAUGUCAAUUCUCAUGAAGUGGCCAUUCAGCUUCUUUUGUUUGUUUUUUAGAAUGGUUUUAGUUUUAUGUUCCAUUUUUCUUUUAAGAGAUUGGGCAAAAUAGAAUGGCAUGUUUCUUGUGAAAGAAUAUAGCUUCAGUAUUGAUGUUACCCUGGUCUUUUCUUUUUAUUAGAAUAACUAAUGAUGUUGACGAUCCAGGUAUUGGUGAAAUGAAGGAUGAUACAAGCUCUUGUAAUUUUUUUUUACACCUUUCACAUGCAAUCGGUUUCCGAAGGCAACAAAAAAGAAAACAAAAGGGAGUUAAAAGCUAUCUGUAAAGGAAAUCUCAACAACCAAAGCAAUGGAGUGGCAAGACCAGAAUCACUCCUGGUAGUUCUAUCUUUAUGUAUAAAAAGUAUAGCUGCCGAUCAACUCCAGUAUGCCGCCAACGAGAAGCAGAGAGAAGAGGUCUACUACAGAAAUGAAGAACAAGUUUGUGAAAAGCCAUUGAUAGGCGUUAGCACUCGUCCAACACCGCCGUGGAAGAGCAGCGGCAGCAUUGUUGCAGUGAUGAGGCAGGUCCAUGGAUGCAGGCGAGGGGCUGUGAUGUUGACAGUCGGACAAGGUGGCAGAGGAGUGGCGCUUUCAAUCACUGCCUCUAUUUUGUGUGAUCAAACGUUAACCCCCGGUUUGUGUUCUUUUGCCGUGUGACCAAAUCCUCCUUUCUAAAGGAAGUAAUAGAACCAGGAAAUGAAUCACAUCGAUAAUGUGCCAAAGAAAGUAUGAGAAUCAAGAAACAAAUCAACUAUUUUCCUUUGUUGAAAACUCUAUUGUUCCAACAGUGUCACUGUGAUUGCUAUCGAUUGAUUCUUAAUAUAUUCGGGCCCAAGCCAA
Molecule: messenger RNA, 3628 nt
Organism: Ananas comosus (pineapple)
Lineage: Eukaryota; Viridiplantae; Streptophyta; Magnoliopsida; Poales; Bromeliaceae
Product: putative pentatricopeptide repeat-containing protein At3g05240
Exons: 2
Coding region: 85-1764 (559 amino acids)
Biological process (GO): RNA modification
Molecular function (GO): RNA binding; protein binding
Source: RefSeq, a predicted model, not a curated record